AUGGAGGCAAAAAAAUGCAUGGAGGAGAUCCAGACCGAAAUUGACAGAGAUGGGAUAAGCGACUCAAUUUAUGCCAAAGAAGCUGAUGCAAAGACCAGAUACCUGAAGGCCAUGCAAAAUUAUGAGAAAUUGUGGGCUGAAAAAUCUCGUUCUAGAUGGAGGGAUCAAGGAGAUAGAUGCUCAAAACUUUUUCACAUCUCAGUGAAGAUGCGGCGAAUGAAGAACUCCAUUAAAUCUCUGAAGAUGGAUGAUGGGACCCUGCCCUCUGAUAAAGCGCAGAUCAAGGAAUACGUCUCGGGAUAUUAUGAGCAUUUUCACAAAGGUGCUCCCCUGACCACUCACAUAGAUUUAUUACAAUGCAUUCCAAAUGUUUUGGAAGAAUGGGAUAGAGGUCGAUUAGAUGGUAUUCCAUCUGACACUGAGAUCAAGGGUACGGUGUGGGAUCUUGAUCCAGAUAGUGCUCCUGGUCUAGAUGGAUUUCCUGGAGCUUUUUAUAAAUCAUGUUGGGACAUCAUAUCUUCAGAUGUGUGUAAGGCUAUCAGAUGGUUUUUCAGAACCGAUUUCAUGCCUUGCAAAAUUAAUAAUAAUUUCCUGGUCUUGAUUCCUAAAAUUGAAGGAGCACUAUCCCUGGACAAAUUCAGGCCGUUGUGCAUGGGAAUUUUUUUUUGCAAAAUAAUAUCAAAGGUUCUGGCUAUGCGAUUAUCGUGUGUUCUUCCAAAAAUUAUUUCUGAGGAGGGGGCUUUCCAGAAAGGGAAGAUCAUUCAUUCCAACAUAUCUCUGGCCUCCGAGCUGGCCAACAUGAUGUUUGCAUCCACAAGAGGAGGAGGUAUGGGUUUAAAAAUUGAUAUCCCGAAGGCGUUCGACACCAUCUCUUGGAAUUUUAUUUUCCAUGUUCUGAGGAGAUUUGGCUUCUCUGAAAAAUGGAUCUCUUGGAUCCAUCAGAUCCUUACUUUUGCUAGAAUAUUAGUUCUGCUAAAUGGUGGCCCUGUUGGAUACUUUGGUGUGGAGAAGGGUCUGAGACAAGGAGAUCCGAUCUCGCCGAUGCUGUUUAUAAUUGCUGAAGAGGUUCUUUGUAGAGGCUUAUCUGAGCUCCUAGCCAAUAACAACAUUAAAGCUCUAUCGGGUCCCCGUGGUGCUACUAUCCCUACACAUAUUCUAUUUUCCGAUGACGUAUUUAUCUUCUCGAAUGCAUCCAUCAGGAAGCUUGGUAUGCAGACUCAGCGUGCUCCCCCUCAAUCGAUCUUAGAGAUUUUCUGGUGCAGGCCCGAGGUAAAUUGGAUUAAAUUGAAUUUUGACGAAAGCUCAAGGGGGAACCCAGGUCGCGUAGGUGCAGGAGGGAUUUUUCGUGAUCACAAGGGAGGCGUCCUUGAAUCUUAUAAAAUUUUUAUGGGAGUCUCGGAAGUCUUCGAAGAUGAAGUCGAAGGCCUUAUGGUGGGGCUGAUGCGAGCUCGGGAGCUGGGCAUUACAUGUCUGUGGGUAGAGACGGAUUCUAGUGCUGUUGCAAUCUCUAUCCAACAAAAGAAAAUUCCAUGGUUUGCAUUGCAGAGAUGGAUCUUCCUGUAA
Molecule: messenger RNA, 1563 nt
Organism: Macadamia integrifolia
Lineage: Eukaryota; Viridiplantae; Streptophyta; Magnoliopsida; Proteales; Proteaceae
Exons: 2
Coding region: 1-1563 (520 amino acids)
Molecular function (GO): RNA-DNA hybrid ribonuclease activity; nucleic acid binding
Source: RefSeq, a predicted model, not a curated record